AGCGAAAUCCCCUCCUUGUUCCCCUGGGGGUUUUGCUCUUCCGGUGCUGUCAGCCUAAGAAGAGGAAGCCUUCUUCUUCCAGGAGGAGGAGCUGCGAGGAUUUUUGCUCAAAGAAAGCUACUCCGCUCCAUCGAUGGCUUCUCUUCUUCUUCCUCCUCAAUUCACUUGCUCCCUGCCUUCUUAUCACCGCAUCAGGGGUCAAAUACAUUACAAGACAAACAUUUUGGGGAAGAACAUGGCUGAGCCUACAGUUAGGUUUCUUAACCGAAAUGUGAGUUCUGCAUCAAGGACUUCUCAAGAUGCUGUGGAAGGUUCAAGCGAUGAAGAUAGUGAUGGUGAAAGCUCAACGAACAAGAAAAGAGCUCCGAGACGUGGAAGAAAGAAAGCCACCACAGAAACAUUGGAAGGUGGAACGGAAGAAAACCAAAUAAACUCUGAGAAAGCAUCUCCUGAAGAGAAUAAAAAAGUAAAGAGAAGAGGCCGUAAGAAAGCUGCUGCUACUGCAAGCUCAGAGGAGGAGAAGGACAAGGCAAAGGAACCAAAGAAGAGGGGACGAAGAAAAGUUAAAACUUUAGAGAAAUCUAGUGACCAUGAAGGAGAGGAUCAGAGCAAAGAUCUGAUGCCCUCUAAUGAAAUUGUAGGUCAGACUAACAAACAUAUUUUGGCCGAUGUUCUUGAAAGUAAAAUAGAGUCAGUCUUAUAUGAAGAUAUUGGAGAGGUCGACAGUUUAAUGCCUCUAGUGUGCUGCUUUGGACCUGCUAAAUACUCCUUUAUUCCUUCUGGAAAACCUGCUAAUAAGCUGAUAGAUCAUGAGAUUCAUGAUAGAAUGAAGGAUAUGUUUUGGUCUCCAGAUAAAUUUGUGAGGGCACCAGGAGGGCCUUCAUCCAAUGUGGCUUUAGCUUUAGCAGCUAUUGGUGGCCGGGUUGAGUUCAUGGGAAAAUUAGGUGAUGAUGAGUAUGGUCAAAGUUUGCUGUAUCACUUAAACAUCAACGGAGUUCAAACUCGAGCAGUCAGUAUGGACCCUUCAUCACCAACUACCGUGUCCUUGAUGAAGGUCACAGACACAGGCAGCUUGAAGACAAACUGUGUUAAACCUUGUGCUGAGGAUUGUUUUCUGCAGUCUGAUAUCAACCCGGCAGUUCUAAAAGAGGCUAAGAUGUUCUACUAUAAUUCGUCACCUUUGCUUGAGUCCACUACAGAGUCGUCUUUGUUAAAAGCUAUUGAUAUUUCAAAGAAAUUUGGUGGUGUAAUAUUCUUUGAUCUUAAUCUUCCACUGCCGCUAUGGUCGUCCAGUAAGGAAACUAAGUCACUCAUCAAGGAAGCAUGGGAAGCUGCUGAUAUUAUUGAAGUCACAAAACAAGAACUUGAGUUCCUCUGUGGUAUUAAACCAUCUGAGAAAUUUGACACGAUUGACAAUGAUAAAUCCAAAUUCACACACUACAGUCCAGAAGUUAUUAUGAAAUUGUGGCAUGACAAUCUCAAGGCCCUCUUUGUGACAAACGGUACCUCCAAGAUUCACUAUUACACUGAAAAGCACAACGGCUGGGUUCAUGGGACAGAAGACGCACCAAUCACUCCUUUCACUAGUGACAUGUCACAGUCGGGUGAUGCCAUUGUUGCAGCUCUCAUGAGGAUGUUGGCAAUUAAUCCUCACCUGGUCACAGACAAGGUUUACUUACAUAAGGCAAUCAAACAUGCUAUUACAUGUGGUGUCAUUGACCAGUGGGUGCUUGCGCGAGAGCGGGGCUUCCUUCCCAAAGAAAGAGUAGAUCCAACCAGCGAGCUGUAUGAAGUGAGAUCCAUCACAGAGAAGGAAUAUCGUACACUUCCUGAUGCCGUUCAAUCAGAGAACUCGUCUACCGGUGAACUUUUAUAUGUGGAGUGAAAGGAGAGACCAUCAGCAUCUAUACACUGGAUUCCAUAUUUAUUUAUGGGAGCUGCCUGCUCUUAGCUGGAGUUGGUAUUCAUAAGAAUUAGUUUAAACCUGCAGUUUUUAGGUUUGUUGAGUAUAGGUUGAUAGCUUCAAGAGUAAGACUAACACGUUGGUAGUGUCAAAUUUUAAAUUGAAUGUAAAUGUGACUGAUGUCAGAUAUUUUCCCUAGAAUGACAUCUUUGUUCAUUCUUGAUUUCUCUGCAACUUAUUUUCUGUCUGAUCACCGCCAUAUGGCACCAUUAUUACUUGUGAAAUGAAGCUUCUUUGAUCUUA
Messenger RNA from Phragmites australis (common reed), 2206 nucleotides. RefSeq names its product fructokinase-like 2, chloroplastic. Lineage: Eukaryota; Viridiplantae; Streptophyta; Magnoliopsida; Poales; Poaceae. The record is from RefSeq and is a predicted model, not a curated record. The transcript has 5 exons. The coding region runs from base 134 to 1885 and encodes 583 amino acids. Gene Ontology annotation, cellular component: chloroplast nucleoid. Gene Ontology annotation, biological process: plastid transcription; chloroplast organization; etioplast organization.